Anopheles coustani is the source of this 714-nucleotide messenger RNA. RefSeq lists its product as uncharacterized. The coding region runs from base 1 to 714 and encodes 237 amino acids. The transcript has a single exon. Lineage: Eukaryota; Metazoa; Arthropoda; Insecta; Diptera; Culicidae. The record is from RefSeq and is a predicted model, not a curated record.
AUGCUACCAACAAGCCAGCAUCAGCAGCAGCACCAGUCGGCCGUCGACGUCGCUCAGCAGCAGCAGCAGCAGGAUGCCCAAACGCAACAUCUGCUCAACGUGGCCGCGUCGUCCUACACGACCGCCGUAUCGUCGAGUGGCGGCUACAGCAUGAGCUACCCGCUCGUCACGGGCCACCAUCUGACCGAGAACAACAAUCUGAUCAUGCAUCCGUCCUACGGUAAACCGGCAGCCCAUGUCGCUCACCAGUUGCCGCCGGCUUCGCUCAUAACGCUCCAGCCGGUGCCUCUGGAGGCGCAUCACCACUCCGCGUUGCACCACGUGUCCAACCUGGGUCCACCACCACCGGGCACUCCCGGCUCCCUGCAGCAGCAGCAAGGACAACCACCGCAGCAGUCCGUUGUCACUUCGUUGGCUCCUCCGCCCGGUUCCGGUGGGUUGGGUGGAUUACUCAUCGGUGGUGGCGGAGGAGGUGGACAACACCUUCAUCAUGCGUCCAUGCAACAGCAACAUCAGCAACAACAGCAACAGCAGCAGCAGCAGCAACAACAACAGAUGGAUCAUCAACAGAUGGACCACCAGCAGCAGCAACAGAUGGGAGGCAUGUCGGGCGUUGGACCGCAACAAGGCGGGGGUCCACAGUCUUCCAUGUCGCAUAAUUCGCCCAUGAACGAUCCAAACGGAAGCGGUAUGUUGUGCAGGGUGUGCAAUUAA